Messenger RNA from Hyaena hyaena (striped hyena), 1178 nucleotides. RefSeq names its product mitochondrial ribosomal protein L28 (gene MRPL28). The record is from RefSeq and is a predicted model, not a curated record. Gene Ontology annotation, cellular component: mitochondrial large ribosomal subunit. Bases 144 to 914 code for a protein of 256 amino acids. The transcript is spliced from 5 exons. NCBI's taxonomy places the organism in Eukaryota, Metazoa, Chordata, Mammalia, Carnivora, Hyaenidae. Gene Ontology annotation, molecular function: structural constituent of ribosome.
GGCCAGAAGUCAGGAGGCCGGCGUCGGGGGUCGGGGUCCGGAGUCAGGAGGUCGAGUCGGAUCGGGAGCCCGGCGGCUGGCGCCGGGGGUCGCGGCCGCGGAGUGACGGCGGCCCGCCCCCGCCCCCUGCCAGGCCCGCCGCGAUGCCCCUGCACAAGGUCCCGGUCGGCCUGUGGAAGCAGCUCCGGCUGCGGGAGGGUAUCUGCUCCCGCUUGCCCCGGCACUACCUGCGCUCGCAGGAGCAGGUGCGAACGCCCACCCCCGUGCACUACAGGCCGCACGGGGUUAAGUUCAAGAUCAACCCCAAGAACGGGCAGCGGGAGCGUGUGGAGGAUGUGCCCAUUCCCAUUUACUACCCGCCAGAGUCCCAGCUGGGGCUCUGGGGCGGGGAGGGCUGGAUCCUGGGCCACAGAUACGUCAACAACGACAAGCUCUCAAAGAGGGUGAAGAAGGUGUGGAAACCACAGCUGUUUCAGCGCCAGCUGUACAGUGAGAUCUUGGACACCAGAUUCACCGUCACAGUGACCAUGCGGACCCUGGACCUUAUUGACGAGGCUUAUGGGUUCGACUUCUACAUCCUCAAGACUCCUAAGGAGGACCUGUGUUCCAAGUUCGGGAUGGACCUGAAGCGAGGGAUGCUUCUGCGGCUCGCCCGACAGGACCCCCAGCUGCACCCGGACGACCCCAAGAGGCGGGCCACCAUCUACGAAAAGUACAAAGACUUUGUCAUCCCAGAGGCAGAGGCCGAGUGGGUCGGCCUGACGUUGGAUGAGGCUGUGGAGAAGCAGAGGCUCUUGGAGGAGAAGGACCCGACUCCUCUGUUCAAGGUCUACGUGGAGGAGCUGAUUGAGCGGCUUCAGCAGCAGGCACUGUCGGAGCCAGUGGUGGUGCAGAAGAGAGCCAGUACGAGCUGAGCGCGCAGUGACCUCCACUGGACAGCCGCACCCAGCCACACCCCCUUCGGCACCGUGGACACAGCCUGGGGUUGUGGCGGGGGCCACGUUUGGGUAGUGGAUGAACCCAUUCUUGCCUGCUGACUCAGCAGCUCCCAGGGUUGGGGGAGCUUUGUGGAGGCCCCAAGGGGUCUGUUGCCCCAGGGUCUCAAGGUCUUGCUGCCUGUGCGGUACCCCCUCCCCCUGAAGUGGGGGCAGCACAAGUAAAGUCGGAGCCAGGCCGUG